Dacryopinax primogenitus is the source of this 1188-nucleotide messenger RNA. RefSeq lists its product as uncharacterized. The record is from RefSeq and is a predicted model, not a curated record. Gene Ontology annotation, molecular function: protein kinase activity; ATP binding. Gene Ontology annotation, biological process: protein phosphorylation. Bases 1 to 1188 code for a protein of 395 amino acids. NCBI's taxonomy places the organism in Eukaryota, Fungi, Basidiomycota, Dacrymycetes, Dacrymycetales, Dacrymycetaceae. The transcript is spliced from 3 exons.
AUGGCGCCCGAUGGACUGCUGAGAGCCCGCCUCAGUGACUGGAACGAUGACGUAGAAUUGUUCGUGUAUGCUUCCCGAGUGCCCGAGUUGGGUGCGCGGUUAGAGCUCGAAUUAUUUUCUAACACGAACGACGACGGGCACUCCACGCUGGCACGGGCCACAAUCGCGCCGAGCAAGUGGUUCCCGCUACUGCUCAAAUCGGAACCUUGCCGGACGGCGGGAGGGGAGCUGAGGAGACCUUCGACGAUCACAGUUGAUCUCACCUCAGCCGCCAGCCAGGGCGGUCCUCCCCCCUCUCUCCGUCUCACACUCAUUCUAGCAACGUCACCCCGUGGUCCACAGGCGGAUGUGAUAGGCUCAUAUCACCAAAUCUGCCAAGCACAGGCCGCCCGAGCGACUUGCGACCCUUGGCCAAUCGAUACGACCGCGCCGAGCCCCGUCAGGGAUUGUGUUCUGUAUGUUCGUUUGAUGCAUCGUGUCGUCAGAAAAGAGGGUGCGCUGCACAAGAUGAACAUGCCUUUCGCCAAAGCGGAGGCUGACAUCCUGAGUUUUGUUGGGAAAACGAAGCGAAUACCCGUGCCUCGGUUGAUCAGCCUUUCGUCCACCUCGAUUUGCAUGGAGGAAAUCCAGGCUCGUACGCUUGACUCAUGCAUCGACAGAAUGACGUGCGACGAGCUUGGCGAGGUGAGCCGUCUGCUCCAGCACUAUCUCGCGGAGCUCCACCACCUGCCGCUUCCCCACGACACGCUUGGUCAAUUGCACGGGGGUCCCUAUCGCAAUCAGAUGUUCGGCGAUUCCGCACCAAGGGCAUUCAGCAACGUCGUCGAGUUUCACGCGUUACUGGCAUCGUAUCUUUACGAAUCGCGAUACAGAUCGCGAGAUUGCGCUGAUCUCAUCGUGUCUAAGCUGCCCCGAACCGACGAUCGGGUCCUUGUGCACGGCGAUUUGCGGCCUCAGAACAUCAUGGUGCGGAAGAGCGACGGGGCCUUGCAAGUCACCAUUGUCGACUGGGGUAGUGCAGCGAUCCUUCCAUCGACACUCUGGGAGAAGGCAGGGAUGAGGAUGCAAGGGACAGGGGUUGGGGAUAAGUGGAAAUACAUUGUUGACUUGGUUUGGGGACCAUCCGACGGUGCCGGGCAUACACAAACCCUCGACGCGAUCAUUGAGGCACAGACUGCAUUCCAUUGA